Stegastes partitus (bicolor damselfish) is the source of this 3895-nucleotide messenger RNA. Its product is annotated as RNA-binding motif, single-stranded-interacting protein 2-like. The transcript has 14 exons. Gene Ontology annotation, molecular function: RNA binding. Bases 322 to 1554 code for a protein of 410 amino acids. The record is from RefSeq and is a predicted model, not a curated record. Lineage: Eukaryota; Metazoa; Chordata; Actinopteri; Pomacentridae.
ACUGGCUGGAAUGUUGGAUGAAUCUAUUUUCUUGUUUAAAGCUCACUUUGCAGACUUUGCAGUGCAGAUCAUCAGUCACACAUCUGGAUGACUGGCAACCUGCACACUUGUCAGGUGUUGAGGUAAGUUAGAACGUGUUGCCGUCGACAUGACACGGUGAGAUGCAGCCAGAUAGGAGCUGUGUGAGCGUACAGGAUCGGAGCAGAGAGACUUCCAGCCUCCACCGCUGCUCCCCGCUCAGUCUCCGAGGCUGACGUCAGCUGGCUGCUCGGCUCUCCGCUCCUCCGGACACAGCGCCGCGGAAGGGAAGGGAAAAAAAAAAUGCUGCUCUCCGUGCCGCCAAGGACAGGAAUCAACCCGUACAACGGCUACACAGGCAAACACAACAAGAAGCAGACAUAUGUGUCCCCCUCCAACCAUCAGAUGGCUCCACCAAGCCCCAACAGCAACAACAACAGCAACACCACCACCAUCAGCAACGGCAGCAGCGGCGGCAGCAGCAGUGGGGGAGAGCAGCUGAGCAAAACCAACCUUUACAUCCGUGGCCUCCAUCCAGGAACCACAGACCAGGAUCUGGUCAAACUCUGUCAGCCGUAUGGGAAAAUAGUGUCCACCAAGGCCAUCUUGGACAAGACUACCAACAAAUGCAAAGGCUACGGCUUUGUUGACUUUGACAGUCCAGCCUCAGCUCAGAAGGCGGUGACGGCACUGAAGGCUGGUGGAGUUCAGGCUCAGAUGGCCAAGCAACAGGAGCAGGACCCCACCAACUUGUACAUCUCCAACCUGCCGCUGUCCAUGGACGAGCAGGAGCUGGAGAACAUGCUGAAGCCCUUCAGUCAGGCCAUUUCCACACGCAUCCUCCGUGACGCCAAUGGAACCAGCCGAGGAGUGGGCUUUGCCAGGAUGGAGUCAACAGAGAAAUGUGAGGCCAUUAUCCAACAUUUCAAUGGGAAAUAUAUCAAGACUCCACCCGGAGUUCCAGUGCCAUCAGAACCUUUGCUGUGUAAAUUUGCUGAUGGAGGCCAGAAGAAGCGUCAGAGCCAAGGAAAAUAUCUGCAGAACGGUCGGCCCUGGACAAGAGACGGGGAGACUGGAGGAAUGACCCUCACUUAUGACCCCACCACAGCCUUACAGAAUGGGUUCUACUCCUCUCCCUAUAGCAUCGCCCCCAAUCGGAUGAUGGGGCCAACCUCCCUCUCCCCAUAUAUGCAUUCACCUGUGUCCACCUAUCAGGUACAUAACCCAUCCUGGAUACAUCACCAGUCAUACAUAAUGCCGCCCACAGGAGCAGUCCUGACACCCGGAAUGGACCACACCAUGUCCAUCCAGCCAACCUCGAUGAUUGGGCCCCUGACACAGCAGCUCAGCCACCUUUCUAUGGGCAGCAGCGGCACAUAUAUGCCUACAAACACAUCUAUGCAGGGGACCUACAUGCCCCAGUACACCCAAGUGCCUGCCACCAACAUCUCAGUUGAGGAAAGUGCCGUCCAACAACCUGUUGCCAUAGAGACACCCACAGAACACACAACCUACUCCUACCAGCAUAACAAGUGAAGAGAAAGAGACUGUGCCGGGGCCUCUUGUUUCUAAUUGGCCGCUCUUGUCACCCCGUGUCAGAUCUUCCUCUGGAGCCGGAGUGAUUCUCAAAGGGGCCCAAGUGCUGAAACUCACCAUAGUGAUGCUGCACCUAAGGCACCAGGCACUCGGGAGGAACCGUUCCACAGAAAGGACACACACACACACACACACAUAGACACACACACACACACACACAAAAAAAGAUAUUUUCUAUAAACUCAUAUUUUAAAAAGAACUCUUUUACUCCAAACAAAGCAAAGCUGGAGGGGAGCAGGCAGUGGGAAAUGGAGGAACAGAACAAGGAGCAUCUAUUUUGAUAACAGUCACACACACACACUACACAUUUAAACAGUUUUCAUAUUCUUUUGUAAUACUUCUCCAGGGAGCUAGAAUGAAACCAGGAAAAGAACAUUUCAACACCAUGUUUUAUUUUGAGUCAUGUUUUUGUUUUGACCUUUUUUGUAAGAUAUGCUGAUUUUACUUCUCUUUUUGUUGUUUUUUGUGUUUUUUUGUCUGAUACUUUCAGGCUUUGAACCUGCCUUUUUUGUACAUAAUUCUUUGUUUCGGUGUGUAUCUACCUUCACGUGUCCUACUUUGAUUGAUCGGUGCAAAUAUUUCAAUACAGAAAAACCUGAAGUCCUUCAAAAAGCUGAUGACUCACAUUGUAAACCGAUAUGGUGCUGACUUGUAUUAGCUUCUUUUGAAGGGGCAGCAAGUUUAUCAGGUAUGAAAUCUUACCUGUAAUGGUCUCAUUUCUUUUUUUGGCACUUGAUUCUCAAAUGAAUAAUUUAUAGUUCCAACAAUCUCGACGAAGCUUCAGACAAUCAGGAGAUUACUCUACAGAGACGUUUUUGGAUGGUGGUCAUCAGUGGCAGAUCUCACAGAGCAGAUUUCUUUAAAAGAGAUAAAUGGAUUUAAUGCAUUCCAGAUGUUACUAUCAGACAGUUUGAAACAUUGGUUCACUUUGAACUGCUCCUCGCAAUGAAAUCCAAAGUUGCUUAACAGGGAUCACAUCUCACACACAGCUGCCUGUAAAUAAGAGAUUUAAAUUUAUUCAGGCUUUCUCUUGAUUUCCUUUUUUUUUCUUCUUCUUCUUUUAAUCCGUGAAGUAAAGCUUCAGUUAUUUUAAUAACUACAUUAUACCAAAUGGUCUGGACAUAGCAGUUUAUGCGUUGCUGUGUUAACUGGUGUUUCUUGUAUCCCUUUUAUAAAAGGGGAAGCUGACUCUCCACCGAAUCCCAAAAAUGUAUUUUCUGAAGCAAAAAAAAAUUGUUGUUAUUUAAGUAUGAAGUUUUUAGAUAUGGAGAUCAACUGGUAAAGCAUGGCUCUGCCCUGUUAUAUCUUCAGAAAACACUAUUUAGGAGGAUAAUUAUGGCCAGGAUAGAGACGCUUUAAUACUGGCCAUUGCUGUGUGUUUGCAUCUACUUCUGCAUUUCUGAUUUUCACCUUCAUGUUUUUUUUUUUUACAUUUGUUAUUUAAAGGUUUUUUUGUUUUUUAAAAUUCUGUUUUAAUACUUUUAAGAUUGAUCCUAUUUUUCAAAGAAGCUUUGAUUUUAUUUUUGAUAGUGUGUUGUGUGCUUCAAAUAGUGAGAAAUAGACUUUUUUUUUUCUUUUCUUUUCUUUUUUUUUAAGUGAUUAUUUGUAUGUUUGCAUACUUUUCUUGUUCUGGUUUCAGUGUUGAUGUCAAAAGAGGCUUUAUUAUUUUUUAAGACAUUUCAGUUCCGUCUCGUGUCACAAAUGUUGGAACUUUAUAAACAUGACUCCUGUUCAUGGAUGAAAUGUGUAUGCUAGGUUCAGAUGCAUUGUUACAGAGCUGUACCCACAGCAGUUGGGAUCAGCGUAAGAGAAAUUUAUGUUUAAAACCUCGACUUACCUCAUCCUGCCAGAGCGACGUAGAUUCAGUUUGUGUACAAGGUUUCACAGGCAAUAACCAACUACAGUAGGUCUCAUGGCUGUUCACAGCUGGUACUGUGUCCACAUCCUUUAACUCUUCCGUCCAAUGUUCGGAAAACACGCCCAAGGUCUGAUGAUCUAUGCAAUUAAUUUAUUAUCCUUAUAAAUGCAAUACUACAAAUAUCCAAGAGACACCUCAUAUUAUGACAGUGGAUCACCUCACACGUAAACAUUCAGGCUCGCGUGGCUUUCGUCUUUCAUUAUAAAUACGUUGAGAUUGUUUUUGUUUGUUUUCUGACACAUGCAUCCUUGGUUCAUUACUUGUUAGUGAAAUUACUACAUUAAAAGGGAACUAUUUCAUACCAAAAUGUGGUUGUUAAUAUUAUCGUGGGAAAUGUAUGAACUCUAAAAAAAAGAAAAAAGA